UUUUCAACUCUGUUUGUACUAAUUAUCGUUGUACAUGCAAACCUUCUUUUAUCUCACGUCCUCAAUAUCAAUGUGUACCAGCGUCAAUUGGAAUGAAUUGUAGUGAUGAUGAUGAUUGCGAAGAUUUUAGGCAUGUUAAAUGUACCAAAAAUAAAAAAUGUGCUUGUAGGCCACAUCAUAUUUUACAAAAUAAUGUUACAUGCCUACCACUUUUAGAUACUUACUGUGAGAAUAAUGAACGAUGUUUAUUUGAAAACUCUGUUUGUGUUGAAAAUAAAUGUCAAUGCAAAAGUGGAUACAUGGCUACUUCUCGUCAAAGUUGUGCAAAAUCACCGUUGAAUAGAACUUGCUCAACUAUUGAUGACUGUAUUGAUUUAGAUAGAUCAAAAUGUUCUGACGAUAAAAAAUGUGUUUGUCAAGAGAACAAUAUUAUAAUUAACAAUGCAAUAUGUAUGCCUUCAUUAGGCGGAAUUUGUCAGACUAAUUUAGAAUGUAUGAUCGAUCAUUCUGUUUGUAAUAAUAAUCACUGUCAAUGUCAGCCGGGAUAUGAACCGAAGUCUUAUAAUGAAUGCAGAGCUUCAUUAUUAGGAAAAUCUUGUGAAGAUAGUUUUGACUGUAAUAACAUAUGGCAUCUCAAAUGUUCCAAAGAUAAGACAUGCAUUUGUAAAGCAAAUCACAUUGUUGUAAACAACGCAUCAUGUAUACCAAAUUUAGGUGCACUUUGUCUACCUGGUGAUCAGUGCAAUCCCGAUAAUUCAGUUUGUACUGAUUAUGAAUGUCAAUGCAAGCCUACUUUCGAACGUGUAGACAAUCGUCUCUGCAUACCUUGUAAAUAUAGCGAUCAAAAUAUGAAUUAAAUUUGAUAUUUCAUAUCACCUGAAUUGAAACUAUAAGUUUUAGUGCCUAAUGAGCCAUUCGAAAUAACUCAAUUUCAAACUCAAUGAGGAUUAAUUGGUUGAAAAUAAUAAAUUUUGUCUUUUGAGAUAGAAAAAGGCUUAUACUCCCGCUGCAUUAGGUUCUGACUUCAGUUUAGCCCCAACAGAACCACAUUUGUAUAUUGUAAGCCUCAGAAUAAUUAUCUAUUAUUGUAAUUAAUCAAAAGCUGUAUUUAUACAUGGGCGGUUAGUCUUAAAUUAACUCACAAGAAAGGUAUUCCAAGUGUCCCCCUUCAAUUUCGAUAAGACUGAGAUAUGUUGUUCUCUGUCGAAA
Messenger RNA from Microplitis demolitor, 1209 nucleotides. Its product is annotated as prion-like-(Q/N-rich) domain-bearing protein 25. The record is from RefSeq and is a predicted model, not a curated record. NCBI's taxonomy places the organism in Eukaryota, Metazoa, Arthropoda, Insecta, Hymenoptera, Braconidae. The transcript has 4 exons. The coding region runs from base 93 to 857 and encodes 254 amino acids.